Molecule: messenger RNA, 1564 nt
Organism: Exophiala mesophila
Lineage: Eukaryota; Fungi; Ascomycota; Eurotiomycetes; Chaetothyriales; Herpotrichiellaceae
Product: ribosomal protein L1
Exons: 3
Coding region: 38-964 (308 amino acids)
Source: RefSeq, a predicted model, not a curated record
CGACAAUCAACACAACCAUUCUUCCACCCUGUGAGCCAUGGAGACAUCUCGAGGCCUGAAAAUGGCCUCGAUGAACCUUUGCCGGUCUACCACAUCCUCGUUCCUGUCCCCUCUCCUUUCCGCUCCCCGAUCCACCAUCCGCUCCUUUUCUACAGUUCCCACGCUAUGGGCGCCCAGGACUUCCGCCAGCAAAGAGAAAGCAAUGAAGGAAAAGGCAAAAAGGCGAAGAAAGAAGCAUUCGACAUUUGUGCAAUAUGACUUGAGACAGAUGGAGCAGUUCAGCUUAUGUGAAGCAAUGCGCUAUAUCAAAGCGUUUGAAGUUCAGCGGAAUCCAGAAGUCCCAAAGUACGAUGUCGCCAUCAAAAUGCGGACGAAGAAGGACGGUCCUAUUGUUCGAAAUCAAAUCCGACUUCCACAUGCCGUCAAGACCGACAUCCGAAUCGCCGUCAUCUGUCCUCCUGGCUCAGCAGCUGCGACGCAAGCCAAAGCUGCGGGCGCAGUCCUGGUUGGAGAAGAAGAAAUCUUCCAGCGGGUCAAAGAGGGCAAGAUCGACUUCGACCGCUGCAUCGCCGUACCUGAAUCGAUGCAAAAACUGAACAAAGAGGGAAUGCCCCGGAUCUUGGGUCCUCGAGGAUUGAUGCCCAGUGUCAAGUUGGGCACCGUCGCCGAUAAACCAGGUCCGGUUGUCAGAAACAUGAUGGGAGGAAGCUUGUACCGUGAGAGACAGGGCGUGGUGCGCAUGGCAGUGGGUCGUUUAAGCUUCACGGCUGAGCAAUUGAGGGAUAAUGUCAGAGCAUAUGUGGCGGCUGUCAAGAAGGAUGCCGCUGGAUUGAGUGAUCAGGUUAUGAAGGAGGUUGCUGAGGUGGUUUUGAGCUCGACUAAUUCACCCGGCUUCUCGUUGAACGGAGACUACUACAAACCGGAGGAGGGAGCACCGACGCCCAAGGAUUUGUCUGUUGCUUAGAUAGGGUGAUCUCCUAAUGGCUGUACAUCAUGGGUAUAUGUGUUCAUACUACCAGAUUCAAAUGGAUCCACAAACGUCUCGACCAACAUGUCAACUCAUCCCAUGUCGAUCGACUCGCGAGCAGCCACCAAUUUUGCAUAUCAGCCUUCGAUUGAAGACCGAAGCUGGAGCAAUCUCUGCUUCACUUUGAUGUCAGGUUCGCGUUUGAUGGUGGUUUCUAAACUUGACACCAAGGACUCCUGGAUUUUUCGUAGUCUUGGAUCUUGCGCGAGAAUGAAGGGAUGUUGUGGGUUGUGAAUGUGUAUGAGGUGUUUUAUGAUGAGCAAAUCGUCGGUGCGCUGUCUCAGUCGAGGAGAGACGCCAUUGUCGUCGUCGUGGUCAAAUUCAUCAUCGCUGUCGUCAAGCGUAUCCUCCUCCCAGGUCUCGCUCCAUUCAGCAUCUCUGCUCCGUUGUAUCGAAGCGGUUUUUCCGUUUUGUUGGUCGGUCUUUGGUUUGGAUAUCCUCAAGUUGUUCUCCAGUUCAUCGAGUCUCUCCGCGAUCUCAAGUAAUCCUCGGCCUAGACUGGCCUCCUUUGCCAACGCCUUUUUCUGCUUUAAUAAC